Suillus subaureus is the source of this 395-nucleotide messenger RNA. RefSeq lists its product as uncharacterized. The coding region runs from base 83 to 337 and encodes 84 amino acids. NCBI's taxonomy places the organism in Eukaryota, Fungi, Basidiomycota, Agaricomycetes, Boletales, Suillaceae. The record is from RefSeq and is a predicted model, not a curated record. The transcript has 2 exons.
CUCGCAACGGCGCGGUCGCGCCGUGAAUUGAAAAAAAAUUGAUGCGAUCUUGGAGUAUGUGCCUCUACAUCCAUCACCAUGGAUGCCGAGAGAUGCUCUUUGCAUCUUACAAAAGGUCAAAUGUCCACUGCUUUGCUUUCUGUGCCUGCAGGUGGCAGCUUUGACAUGGGAUAUCAUUUGGAAUCCGAGAAGGCCAAUACCGGGGAGAGUAAAAGACAUCCAUUUUUCAAGGUUGUGUAUCGAGCUUUGGCAAUGUCUUGAAUACACGCAUCCCGCUGCUGUACUCUUUUCCCCAAUAUGUGUCCAAAUCUUUGGAACCAACCCUGCUGUGACUUAAAAACAAGGCUGCGCAAAACACUUUGGUAUCAGUGUUUUCCUUGCCAUGCCCGAAUGUC